UUCAGCGUCCAAAGCUGGAUUAUGAUGGCACCAUUACUAUAGAGGAGCAGAUUGUCCUUGUGCUAAAAGCUAAAGUACAAUGUGAACUCAACAUCACAGCUCAACUCCAGGAGGGAGAAGGUAAUUGUUUCCCAGAAUGGGAUGGACUCAUUUGUUGGCCCAGAGGAACAGUGGGGAAAAUAUCGGCUGUCCCGUGUCCCCCUUAUAUUUAUGACUUUAAUCAUAAAGGAGUUGCUUUCCGGCACUGUAACCCCAAUGGAACAUGGGACUAUAUGCACAGCUUAAAUAAAACAUGGGCCAAUUACUCAGACUGCCUUCGCUUUCUACAGCCAGAUAUCAGCAUAGGAAAGCAAGAAUUCUUUGAACGUCUGUCUGUAAUGUACACUGUUGGCUACUCCAUUUCCUUUGGUUCCUUGGCUGUGGCUAUUCUCAUCAUUGGUUACUUUAGACGAUUGCAUUGCACUAGGAACUAUAUCCACAUGCACUUAUUUGUAUCUUUCAUGCUGAGAGCUACAAGCAUCUUUGUCAAAGACAGAGUGGUCCAUGCUCACAUAGGGGUAAAGGAGCUGCAGUCCCUGAUAAUGCAGGAUGACCUACAAAAUUCCUUUGAAGCACCUACUAUAGACAAAUCACAAUAUAUCGGGUGCAAGAUUGCUGUUGCGAUGUUUAUUUACUUCUUGGCUACAAACUACUAUUGGAUCCUGGUGGAAGGUCUCUACCUACAUAGUCUAAUCUUUGUGGCUUUUUUUUCGGACACGAAAUACCUGUGGGGCUUCACCUUGAUAGGCUGGGGGUUUCCAGCGGCAUUUGUCGCUGCCUGGGCUGUGGCACGAGCAGCCCUGGCUGAUGCAAGGUGCUGGGAACUCAGCGCUGGAGACAUCAAGUGGAUUUAUCAAGCACCAAUCUUAGCAGCUAUUGGGCUAAAUUUUAUUCUGUUUCUGAAUACAGUUAGAGUUCUGGCUACCAAAAUUUGGGAGACCAAUGCAGUUGGGCAUGACACAAGAAAGCAAUACAGGAAACUGGCCAAAUCCACGCUGGUGCUGGUCCUGGUGUUUGGAGUGCAUUACAUCGUGUUCGUGUGCUUGCCCCACUCCUUCACCGGGCUCGGGUGGGAGAUCCGCAUGCACUGUGAGCUCUUCUUCAACUCCUUUCAGGGUUUCUUUGUGUCUAUCAUCUACUGCUACUGCAAUGGAGAGGUUCAGGCCGAGGUGAAGAAGAUGUGGAGCCGGUGGCAUCUCUCCGCCGACUGGAGAAGGCCGCGGCCGUGCGGCAGCCGCCGGUACGGCUCGGUGCUCACCACCGUCACGCACAGCACCAGCAGCCAGUCGCAGGCGGCGGCGCGGGUCUCGGGCCCGGCGGCCAAGGGCGCGGGCCGGCGGCCCGACGGCCACGUGACGCUGCCCGGCUACGUCGGGAGCAACUCGGAGCAGGACUGCCCGCCGCACUCCGUCCCCGAGGAGACCAGGGAAGGUUGCGGGGAGCAGGGCGAUGCUAUCCCGAUGGAGGCUUCCAGGCCUGUGGCAUUUCACCCAGACACUGAAGGAUGCAGAGUAGAAACCGAGGAUGUUCUCUGAAUCAGCACCGGUGGCUUGAACGGGCUGGUCCCUUCGGUUGUGGGAGGGAAGGUUGUCUGGCAUUCCUCUGCUUGAGCCUGAAGGCUGAAAAUUCAGGGUUAGGGUGUUAUUUAGAAGUUUAUGUGCUCCAUGGAUCUGGCUCUUAUAAAUCUUAAGGACACAAAAAGGGAAAUGUCAAUGGAGUAGUUUAUCACCUUAUGUUGACAUCAGAUUCUCCUCUAGAUUCAUGUAUGGUACUUGCUCCUUGAUUAUUCAUUUUUUUCCUGCUACUUUGGGUGGAAAAAGUUUCAGUUGCUUGGUUCCAGCUUUCUCUCAUAAAUGUCACCCUAAAGAGGAUAAAAAUCAUUUAGUAUGUCAUUUUCCU
Molecule: messenger RNA, 1938 nt
Organism: Lemur catta (Ring-tailed lemur)
Lineage: Eukaryota; Metazoa; Chordata; Mammalia; Primates; Lemuridae
Gene: PTH2R
Product: parathyroid hormone 2 receptor
Exons: 13
Coding region: 273-1574 (433 amino acids)
Biological process (GO): cell surface receptor signaling pathway; adenylate cyclase-modulating G protein-coupled receptor signaling pathway
Cellular component (GO): plasma membrane
Molecular function (GO): peptide hormone binding; parathyroid hormone receptor activity; G protein-coupled peptide receptor activity
Source: RefSeq, a predicted model, not a curated record